CAAAAUCAAUGCUCAACUCUUUCUCUUGCCACCGACUUAUUUUCACCCUAUUCUCCAAAACCCCAUUUCUCUAAUUGUGUGAACAAAAUGCCGCCAUUGAAGUCUAUGCAACUCCGUCGGCUGCUUCACCGCUGCCUCUCUUCGCCUUCUCCGUUUCAAUCCCACGCUUUGCUCUCUUCGAAACCUCAUUUUACGCCAACCCAGUUCCCUCUAAUAUCUAAAUCCUUCUCAACCCAAAACCCUAAUCCCCAAACCCCAGAUCCUGUUGCUUUAUCUCUUUCGGCUGAGCUCCUCAGUGACCCUUCUUUAGAUCCUCUCGCGAUCACCCCAAGACUCCAGCUUCACUUCUCUCAUAUCAAACCAACCCCUUUGUUGAUCUCACAGACCCUUAAUCUCUCCCCUGAAGCUGGUCGAACUGUUUUAGGGUUUCACGAUUGGAUUCUAUCGAACCCCGACUUCAACCACACCGAUGAAACGCUUUCGUCUUUCAUUGAUUACUUUGGUCGAAGGAAAGAUUUCAAAGCUGCCCAUGAUCUCCUCGUCAAUCAAAAUUCUGUUGCGGGUCCUAAAACUCUUAAGUCAUCCAUUGAUAGGCUGGUUCGUGCUGGCAGACCAACACAAGUUUUGAGUUUUUUCGAGAGAAUGGAGAAAGAUUAUGGGUUCAAAAGAGAUAAAGAAUCACUGAGGUUGGUAGUGGAGAAAUUGUGUGGACAUGGGUAUGCAAGUUAUGCUGAGAAGAUGGUGAAAGACACUGCCAACGAGAUAUUCCCGGACGAGAUGGUAUGUGAUUUAUUGAUCAAAGGUUGGUGUGUUGAUGGGAAGCUUGAGGAGGCUAGAAGAUUAGCUGGGGAAAUGUAUAGGGGAGGUUUUGAGAUUGGUGCAACGGCGUAUAACGCAAUGCUCGAUUGUGUUUGUAAGCUUUGUAGGGCAAAAGAUCCAUUUCGGCUUCAUUCGGAAGCUGAGAAAGUUCUGCUUGAUAUGGACUUUUAUGGGGUACCAAGAAAUGUUGAGACUUUUAAUGUGUUGCUUGAUAAUCUUUGUAAGAUUAGGAACACUGAGGAUGCGAUGAAGUUGUUUUUUAGGAUGGGGGAAUGGGGUUGUUCUCCGAAUGCUGAUAGCUACUUGAUUUUGAUUCGGAGUUUGUAUCAGGCUGCUCGAGUUGGUGAAGGCGAUGAGAUGAUGGAUGGGAUGAAAUCUGCUGGCUUUGGUGAUCAGCUUGGCAAGAAAGAAUAUUAUGGCUUUCUUAAGAUUUUGUGUGGAAUUGAGAGGAUUGAGCAUGCCAUGAGUAUUUUUAAGAAGAUGAAGGCUGAUGGGUGUAAACCUAGCAUUAAGACUUAUGAUUUGUUAAUGGGGAAAUGGUGUGCUCAUAACCGCAUUGAUCGAGCCAAUGUUCUUUAUAAUGAAGCUCUGAAAAAUGGGGUGCCAGUUGUACCUAAGCCCUAUCGUGUUGAUUCAAGAUAUAUGAAGAAAACCAAAGCUGUGAAGAAGGAGAAGAAGAGGGAGACUUUUUCUGAGAAAAUGGCUCGAAAGAGGAGACGCCUUAAGCAAAUUCGACUAAGUUUUGUGAAGAAGAGUAGAGGGAGGAUGCGCAGUGCCUAAAUUUACCUAGUUACUUACAGAAAAUGUAAGUGGUGGUGGUGUUAUUAUUCUUUCGAUCACUUGGAUUGCAGAACUUACCAGCAAAAUCUGUCUAUUUUUGCUAUUGUGUUGAUAGACUGGUAAGAUGUUGGAAAAUGACCAGAGCUGAGA
Molecule: messenger RNA, 1749 nt
Organism: Hibiscus syriacus
Lineage: Eukaryota; Viridiplantae; Streptophyta; Magnoliopsida; Malvales; Malvaceae
Product: pentatricopeptide repeat-containing protein PNM1, mitochondrial-like
Exons: 2
Coding region: 88-1599 (503 amino acids)
Molecular function (GO): protein binding
Source: RefSeq, a predicted model, not a curated record